This is a messenger RNA of Geosmithia morbida, 1845 nucleotides long. Its product is annotated as asparagine synthase (glutamine-hydrolysing). The transcript has 8 exons. Gene Ontology annotation, molecular function: asparagine synthase (glutamine-hydrolyzing) activity. The coding region runs from base 1 to 1845 and encodes 614 amino acids. Gene Ontology annotation, cellular component: cytosol. NCBI's taxonomy places the organism in Eukaryota, Fungi, Ascomycota, Sordariomycetes, Hypocreales, Bionectriaceae. The record is from RefSeq and is a predicted model, not a curated record.
AUGUGUGGAAUUUUUGCUUGCCAUCGUCACCCCGACGUCCAAAAAUUUAAGCCUACGGCUCUGAAGCUCGCUAAGCAGAUCCGCCAUCGUGGCCCCGACUGGAGCGGAAACGUCAUCUCUAACAACACCAUCCUCUGCCAUGAGCGUCUCAGCAUUGUCGGUGUUGAAUCCGGUGCUCAGCCCCUGACCAAUGCCGACGACUCCAUAAUCCUCGCCGUCAACGGUGAGAUCUACAACCACCGUCUGAUUCGCAAGGCUCUCAAGAACGAGUACCACUUCAAGACGCACUCCGACUGCGAAGUCAUCAUCCCCCUGAAAUCGCUGUCUAACAAUGCUGAAAAGUACACCGAGUAUGACAUCGACGCCCCUAGCCACCUCGACGGCAUGUUCUCAUUUGUCCUGUACGACAAGAAGCAGGACCGCACCAUUGCCGCUCGUGACCCGAUCGGCAUCACUACCUUCUACCAGGGAUGGUCGUGGAAGGAGCCGGGCACCGUGUACUUUGCCUCGGAGCUCAAGUGCCUGCACCCUGUGUGCGACAAGAUUGUGGCUUUCCCCCCCGGCCACGUCUACGACUCCAAGACUGGCCAGACGACUCGCUACUUCAACCCCAAGUGGUGGGACCCCAAGAACGUCCCCUCGACGCCCGUCGACUACAGGGUGCUCCGCCAUGCCUUGGAGAAGUCUGUGAGGAAGCGCCUCAUGGCCGAAGUCCCCUUCGGUGUCCUCCUCUCGGGUGGUCUCGACUCGAGUCUGGUCGCGUCCAUUGCCCAGCGUGAGAUCCUCCGCCUCCAGAAGAAGGCCCUGGAGAACGGGGUUGCCGUCCCCAUCACCUCCGAGACUAGCGGUGACGCUGACCGUGGCGAGGGCCUUGUCGGCAUCGACGACAACGACAACCUGUCGACCGAGACCUUCCUGCCUCAGCUCAACAGUUUCUCCAUCGGCCUGCCUGGGUCGCCCGACAACGAGGCUGCCAUCAAGGUUGCCAAGUUCCUGGGCACGCGCCACCACGCCAUGACUUUCACCAUCGAGGACGGCCUCAACGCCCUCUCCGACGUCAUCUACCACCUCGAGUCGUACGACGUGACGACGAUCCGUGCCUCGACGCCCAUGUUCCUCCUGUCGCGCAAGAUCAAGGCCAUGGGCAUCAAGAUGGUUCUGAGUGGCGAGGGCAGCGACGAGACCUUUGGUGGCUACCUGUACUUCCACGCCGCCCCCGACAGGGAGUCGUUCCAUGAGGAGACGGUCCGCCGCAUCAAGAAUCUCCACUACGCCGACUGCCUGCGCGCCAACAAGUCGACGGCAGCCUGGGGUCUCGAGGCCCGUGUUCCCUUCCUCGACAAGGAGUUCCUCGAGACGGCCAUGAACAUCGACCCCACCGACAAGAUGAUCACCGAGGGCAAGAUCGAGAAGUACAUUGUCCGUAAGGCCUUCGACACGACCGAUGAGCCCGAGACGGCGCCGUACCUGCCCGACGAGAUUCUCUGGCGCCAGAAGGAGCAGUUCUCGGAUGGUGUCGGCUACGGAUGGAUCGAUGCUCUCAAGGACAACGCCGAGUUGCACAUCACCGACGACAUGAUGAAGAACCCUAAGCCUGAGUGGGGCACCGAUGUCCCCGACACCAAGGAGGCGUAUGUAUUGCCUGACUACCACUCAAGAUGGGAGCGCAGUGAAACUGACUCUUCUUCUCCCCUCAGAUACUGGUACCGUCUCAUGUUUGACGAGCACUUCCCCCCUCGUUGCGCCUCUACCGUCCAGCGCUGGGCCCCUACGUGGUCCAAGCAGACGGACCCCAGCGGCCGUGCCAUCUCCAUUCACAACCAAAAAUACGACAGCUCUGAGUAA